AUGCACGGUCGGUGGAUAUCGGAUGACGACGAAAGCUAUGUCUUCGACUAUGGUAACAGCUCUCCUGGUACUCCUAUUCCGGAUAUACUCAGCUCGGCUGUGAGUGAGGAGGCGUGGCAACAAACAUUUUGGAAGUCCAGCUUUGACUUGGAGUCUGAAGGGCUGCUUGAUGGAAUAAUCGACAACACAGUACGAACCGUCUCAGAAUCACCAGGCUACAAUUUGUGGGAUUUUCUUGGCCCAGCGCGAUAUGAGGCAACGGCCAUACAAGCUAAGGCUGUGGAGUGCGAGGAUGUGGCAGUAGCUUCUGUCUCAAGUCACAGUGACCGAAAGCGCAAGCUUCCCUUACUAGCACCAAAGCCCAUCGCCACUCUGAGACCGGCACCUCAUGCCUCCUCAGGUACAUUGCCACGUGGUCUCCGACCGCUGGCGCCAAAGUCCACGUCAAGCGUAGCAGUCAACCCGACAACGAGCAAGCAGAUCCCCGAAACAGCUGCCGACACAAGUCCAACAGCACCUGUACGCGCCAAACGUACCAGAUUGUCGCAACAAGCCUCCGCCUCCUCCACGGCAGCCUCGUUGUACUCCUCAGAGAUCUUCAACGUCCUCGGACUGGGUACCUUUCAUCCGCGCAUCAUUCAGAAUCGCUUCUCCAAAAGCACGACACAGAGCGGCGCCUUGAAGCGUACCGUCAGCGCGUGUGGCGUCCUGUGGGCAGUCCGUGAAGCUUGGCCUGCGGCCGAAGGCUACUGGAACCUCACAUCGACCUUUCGCGGCUUCCUAGCUACAGAACUCUAUCGCAACUUCCCGUGCGAGCGCACUUAUCGCCAGCUGCCGCCAGCUUACCGACCCACGCGCUUGCAACUCCUUAUUCCGCACGCACGACAGAUCGACUGGCUGCCGUGGCCGGACGUCCGAGACCUUGCGAUCCGCUACCAGGACGAGCUGGAUAUCGACGCAGUAUUCCGUAUGGCGAUUCUAAACGUGGUGGCGCAUCGCAAGGAUAUCACUUCGUCAAGACCUAUGCAGCUGGCUGACGAGACCUCAUCGGGUGGGCUCCAGACGAGUUCAGCUGCACAAAACAGCAUCUCCUUCCGCGUCUGGGAUCUGAUCUGUCUGGAGAAAGCGAACGGGACGGAGCCACUGGCGGACUCGCGGCUGGAACGUCGCGCCGUGGUGCGUUCACCCAGCGUCAAAGCGGUCUUGAGUGCGUAUGAGCUUGAGUGCGAUCGCUUUGAGACACAAAAGUUGGAUGAUGCGUUUUUCGAAGCGUUUCCUUGCUUGUUUUGUGAGUCGGCGGCGUCGAUGUGGAAGAUACAGGCGCCGAAGGACUUGCGGUUUGAGGACGUUGGGAGGCCUGCGGUGUUGACUGCGGACGCUGUGGAGAGACUGUCCGCGCGCGUGGGCAGAUUGCUUGGACAUGGUUGCUGA
This is a messenger RNA of Cyphellophora attinorum, 1431 nucleotides long. RefSeq lists its product as uncharacterized. The transcript has 2 exons. NCBI's taxonomy places the organism in Eukaryota, Fungi, Ascomycota, Eurotiomycetes, Chaetothyriales, Cyphellophoraceae. The coding region runs from base 1 to 1431 and encodes 476 amino acids. The record is from RefSeq and is a predicted model, not a curated record.